Messenger RNA from Pieris brassicae (large cabbage white), 2621 nucleotides. RefSeq names its product atypical kinase COQ8B, mitochondrial (gene Coq8). The coding region runs from base 135 to 2051 and encodes 638 amino acids. Gene Ontology annotation, molecular function: kinase activity. NCBI's taxonomy places the organism in Eukaryota, Metazoa, Arthropoda, Insecta, Lepidoptera, Pieridae. Gene Ontology annotation, cellular component: extrinsic component of mitochondrial inner membrane. The record is from RefSeq and is a predicted model, not a curated record. Gene Ontology annotation, biological process: ubiquinone biosynthetic process. The transcript is spliced from 9 exons.
UGUCAAUCGUAGACUAGCGUGUUGCGAGACUGUGGCGUAUACUUCUUAUGUGAUUACACAAUUAGGAUAGCAUCAACAUUUUAGAUUGAUUUUAAUUUUAAUAAAAUAAAAACUAUAGCAAAAGAUAACUGGCUAUGUCCCAAAUUAAUGACUUAAUACGGGUAAUGAGAGGGCUUCGUCAGGUUGUUGAAGCAGGACUUAAAUUACAACAGGAGAAUUCUAGCUUAAUAUGGAAUAACUCAAGCUUUAAGCCAUACUUUCAAAAGUGCACAACUAACCCCUUUAAUAUCAAAGUAUAUCCAGACAUACCUAAAGACUUAGUUGAUAGAGCAUUUGUUGUAUUUCAUGGAAUAAGACAAUAUGCCCUAAUGCAUGUACCAAAUUUUAAUCCUAGUAUUAAGAAAAAUAGCAUGGAUCCUGAAUUGCAAGAUGAGAUUGAACAGUUAAAUAGAGAGUUUGAUAAAACAUUUGAAACUUUGAAAAGGAAACAAAAUCAUGAAAACUCAUUAUUAGCAUCUGGGGAUAUUACUGUGCCACUGGAAAAAUUGAAGUCACAAGCAGAGAGAUUAAAACUAAAAUCUAUUGACACACCUAAUGUAAUGCUGCCUUCUGCCGUGAAAAUAGAGGAUACCAUCAUCAAUAUAGAUGAGAAUAGAGUUCCUGUUUUAAAACCAGUAGCCAAGAAGAAGUUGAAAGUAUUUCUCAAUGAAAAUUCAAAAGCUCGUGUGGUGCCUUCAUCCCGUAUUGGGCGUAUGAUAUCAUUUGGCUCAUUAGCUGCUGGCCUUGGUGUGGGAACAGUAGCACAAUAUGCAAGAAAUACACUUCAGUCUGUCACCGGCAAGACUGAUGAUACAGUCAAUGCAUUUUUGUCACCUGCAAAUGCAGAAAGAAUCGUUGACACACUGUGCAAAGUUAGAGGUGCAGCUUUGAAGUUGGGCCAACUUUUGAGUAUACAAGAUGAGUCAAUGAUACCAUCAGAUUUACAAAAAAUAUUUGAGCGUGUACGUCAAUCUGCUGACUUCAUGCCAACAUGGCAGGUUGAAAAAGUAAUGUUGUCGCAACUAGGUGCCGAUUGGCGCAGUCGUGUUCAAUACUUUGAGGAAAAACCAUUUGCAGCAGCAUCAAUAGGACAAGUACAUUUAGCAUUGUUGCACAGUGGCAGAGAAGUUGCUAUGAAAGUGCAGUAUCCAGGAGUAGCAAAAGGAAUUAAUAGUGACAUAGACAACCUUGUUGGAGUACUUAAGGUAUGGAAUUUGUUCCCAAAGGGUAUGUUUAUAGACAAUAUUGUGGAGGUUGCAAAGAAAGAGUUAGCUUGGGAAGUGGAUUAUAUGCGUGAAGCGGAAUGUACAAGAAAAUUCAAAAGACUCCUGGCGCCGUUUCCGGAAUAUUACGUGCCAGAUGUUAUAGAUGACCUUUGUGCACCAGAAGUGAUGACUACAGAGUUAAUAGAAGGGCAACCAAUUGACAAGCUAUUCAAUGCUGACCUUGAAACAAGAAUGGAUAUUGCCUACAAAAUUAUGCAACUUUGCUUGCGGGAAAUGUUUGUAUUACGUUGUAUGCAGACUGACCCAAACUGGGCAAAUUUCUUUUAUAACACCAAUACUAAACAGGUAAUUUUAUUGGACUUUGGGGCCACACGCGAAUAUUCCAAAGACUUCAUGGACCAAUAUAUUGAGAUAAUACACGCGGCCUCAGAAGGUGACCGUGAUGCCAUCUUGCGGAUGUCAAGGGAAAUGAAAUUCCUUACUGGAUACGAGUCAAAGAUCAUGGAAGAAACGCAUGUAGACACAGUUAUGAUCAUGGGGGAGAUUUUUACCACCGCUAGUACGGACGGUUUCGACUUUGGCUCCCAAAAUACGACAAAACGCAUACAGUCCCUCGUACCAACAAUAUUAACGCACAGACUUUGUCCACCUCCGGAAGAAAUCUACUCGUUACAUAGAAAACUAUCAGGUGUUUUCUUAUUAUGCUCAAAAUUAAAAGUUAAAAUGAACUGUCGAGAUAUGUUCCAAGAUAUCUACCGGCAAUACAAAAAUAAUGACUUCAAUUAAGUGCUUCCGGCUGAGGCUGACUCAUUCUUGGUCUUAGUGAUAUUUUUUCAAAUCGUUUUACAUAUGCCAAAAAUGACUCAUUUGAAAAUUUAUAUAUCUAGACUAGGAAUGGAAAAACUUCGAUGUCCGCUUCUUUUUAUAGUUGCCUUACUCUUAUUCUUUUGAUUUGAGGUAAAUUUAACCAUGAUUUUAAAGAAGAUAAAUCUUAUUGGUUGAUGGUUUUGGUAUUUUAGCGAUUUUUGAGCGAAAUGUCUCUAGAAAUGUCUCUAAAUAUCUCACCCUUGCAUUGCAUUGCAUACCCUGAACGGCCCAAGGCCAUGUUUUAAGCUCUUAAAUAAAUGAAGGUUGUUGAUUAAUGGUUUUAUUUCUUGUUAGUAAAUAUGUACAAAUGCUGUAAUUUUAGGUAUAAUUGUUUAUAAUGAUUUUAACUCAAAAUUAAGCAGUUUUAAGUGUCAUUCAAUACAUAAAAAAAUUGUAUGUUAAUUUAUUUGCUUUAAUCAUAACACUACUAAUUUUGAUUUGAUUUCAAGUUGUUUAUCUUAUUGUUAUUGUAAAAAGCCUAUGAUUUAU